ACCAAAUGUGAUCACAUGACUCCAUGUCACCUGAUUCUCCGUGUUCACUCUGUGUUGUGUAGUCGGAAGCUAAACUAGCUGUUAUGAUAGCGUGAAUGGUUGAAGUUUUACAUAUUCCUAUGUUUACUGCAGCGUAAGACACUAUAUUCCACAUCAUGCUUCUCAAAUUAGACGCAUGCGUAAGUUAGAGAGUUACGUUUGUGUGCCCUCAACGGGUGGAAGUUGUGAUAGCUAGCUAACGUUAGCUGUUUAGCCAUGUCGUCUUAGGAUUGUUUCUUCGCCAGUCUCUUUAUCUGUAGAGAAUUCAUUUACAGGUAGUCAAAUAAGGUGCAGUAAGGUACAUUUAACCAUGGCUUCAAUUCUUGAUGAGUACGAGGACUCGCAAAACACCAGGCAAAGUGCGCAGCAGCACAGCCGCUUGUCAACUGCCAACAUCGGGAUAACCCAUUCAGGCUUUGUGAAUGUGAGACUUGAGGAAGAGAAGCCGAUAUUCAACAAGCAGAGGAUCGAUUUUACACCGCCUGAGAAGAUUAACCAUCUUGCAGUCUGCAACAAUCAGCUAUGCAUGAGUCUGGGAAAGGACACCCUGCUGAGGAUUGACUUGGCCAAGCCAGAUCAACCUAAUCAGAUUGAAUUAGGAAGGAAAGAUGAAAGUAAAGUGCACAGACUGUUCCUGGACCCCACUGGCUCCCAUCUGCUGAUCAGCCUGAGCACCAGCGAGUGUCUGUACCUCAACAGGAACACGCAGAAGGUGCGCAGUCUGUCCCGCUGGAGAGGCCACCUCCUUGAGAGCGUAGGCUGGAACAAGCUGCUGGGCAAUGAGACCAACACAGGACCCAUCCUGGUUGGCACAAGUCAAGGCAUCAUAUUUGAGGCUGAGAUCUCUGCAACUGAGGGCAGCCUGUUCAACACCAAUCCAGAUCAAUACUUCAGACAGGUCCACUCCCUGGAGGAGGAUGGGAAGCCUGCACCAGUCUGCUGCCUGGAGGUGGAGCGGGGCCUGGAGAACAAGUACUUCAUCAUCGCCACCACCCGCAAACGCCUGUUCCAGUUUGUGGGUAAGGUGGCCGAGGGGUCAGAGCAGCAAGGCUUCAGCUCCAUCUUCAGCCAGAAUCAGGACCUACUGCCCAGUUUCCAGGAGUUCCCAGCCAACAUGGGGUACAGCGAGAUCACCUUCUACACCUCGAAGCUUCGCACCUCCCCUAAGGCGUUCGCCUGGAUGAUGGGUAAUGGAGUUCUUUAUGGUCAGCUGGACUAUGUCAGGCCUGAUUCCCUGCUGAGUGAUGUGCAGGUAUGGGAGUACACCCAGGAAAUUGACCUUUGUGUCAACAAGCCCAUCUCCAUUGUGUUGACACAGUUCCACUUCCUGCUGCUGCUCCAUGACCGAGUUAAAGCCAUCUGCACUCUGAAUGGACAGGUGGUAUAUGAGGAUGUGUUCCCAGAUAAGUUUGGCACCCUUAAGAAGAUGAUCAAGGACCCAGUUGGUGGGUUGGUGUGGAUCUACACUGAGCGGGCAGUUUUCCGGUACCACGUCCAGCGCGAGGCCAGGGACGUCUGGCAGAUGUACAUGAGCAUGAAUAAAUUUGAUCUGGCCAAGGAGUACUGCCGUGACCGGCCUGAGUGCAUGGACAUGGUGCUGGCCAAAGAGGCUGAGCACUGCUUCCAGAACAAGCGUUACCUUGAGAGUGCCAAGUGCUAUGCGCUGACACAGAACUACUUUGAAGAGAUAGCACUCAAGUUCAUCGAAGCCAAACAAGAGGAAGCCCUGAAGGAGUUCUUACUGAAGAAACUAAAUAAUUUGAAACAGAGCGAGAGAACGCAGAUCACCUUACUGGUCACCUGGCUAGCCGAGCUCUACCUGAACCGGCUUGGCCAGCUGGAGAGUGAUGGAAACAGUAUCAUCUUUCAGGAGACCCGUGAUGAGUUUCGCAACUUCCUCAGCAACUCCAAGCACAAGGAGUGCCUGUACAACAACCGCAGCACCAUCUACGACCUGUUGGCCAGCCACGGCAAUGUGGAUGACAUGGUUUACUUCUCAGUUGUCAUGCAAGACUAUGAGAGAGUGAUAUCUCACUACUGCCAACAUGACGACUACAGUGCUGCUCUGGAUGUGCUCUCGAAGCACUGUGAUCAGAAGCUUUUUUACAAGUUCUCCCCUGUCCUCAUGCAGCAUAUUCCCAAAAAAGUGGUAGCUGCGUGGAUUCAGAUGGGCAAGCGGCUGGACCCAAAGAAGCUCAUCCCAGCUCUGAUGAACUACAGCCAGAUGGGCAGCACCCAGCAGAUCAGUGAAACCAUCCGCUACAUGGAGUUCUGUGUGUACGAGCUGACCGUGACCGAGGAGGCCAUCCAUAACUACCUGCUGUCGCUCUAUGCCAAGUAUAAGCCGGACUCUCUGCUGUGGUAUCUGGAGCAGGCAGGUACACACGCCUCAGAGAUCCACUAUGACUUGAAGUACGCCCUCAGACUGUGUGCAGAACAUGGCUACCUCCGGGCCUGUGUCCUGGUUUACAGGAUUAUGGAACUUUAUGAGGAGGCAGUGGAUCUUGCUUUACAAGUGGAUGUAGACUUGGCCAAGUCAUGUGCAGAUCUGCCUGAAGAUGACGAGGAGCUGAGGAAAAAGCUUUGGCUGAAGAUCGCCCGGCAUGUGGUGCAGGAGGAGAAAGACGUGAAGAAAGCCAUGAACUGUCUGUCCAGCUGCAACCUGCUCAAGAUUGAAGACAUCCUGCCCUUCUUCCCAGACUUUGUCACCAUUGACCACUUUAAGGAGGCCAUCUGCAGCUCCCUGGAGGAGUACAACCAGCACAUCGAGGAGCUGAAACAGGAAAUGGAGGAGGCCACAGAGAGUGCUAAACGCAUCAGAGAAGACAUCCAGGAAAUGAGGAACAAAUAUGGUGUAGUGGAUUCUCAAGAAAAGUGUGCUGCUUGUGACUUCCCAUUGCUCAACAGGCCCUUCUAUCUGUUCCUAUGUGGACACAUGUUCCACUAUGACUGCCUGUUCCAGGAAGUGACCCCUCACCUGACGGCCUAUAAGCAGAGUCGUUUGGAGGAGCUGCAGAAAAAGCUGGCUGCAACCACGCAAUCCUCCAAGUCACGCCACCGCCCGGUUACCAAGGACGAAGGAGACACUUCCAGCCUGGGAAAGGGUAAUACGGGCACAAGCCGUGAGCAGAUAAAAUCCGACAUCGAUGACAUUAUUGCGUCUGAAUGCGUGUACUGUGGCGACCUGAUGAUCAAGUCCAUCGACAAGCCUUUCAUUGAUCAACAGAAAUUUGAGGAGGAGAAAUCCAGCUGGCUAUGAAUGAGGCCUCCUCUUCUCUCAUUGUGAAAAGACAUGACAGCCCACCAUCUAUAUGUCAAUGAAACUGCACCAUCCGUAGGACUGGCCCAUUCAGUGGAUACAGACAUUCACCUGAUUGCCUGUUGGUAGUGCCUACUGCUGAAAACUGCAUCAGCUUCAGUUGUUCUCUACAGAAUACACUUAUUUUGUUGGCAAUAUUUGAAGCUGAUUUAAAGACCUUUGCACUUUGUAUGGGAGCGUGUAGUAAAAAGUGGACAUUGUGGGUAAUGAUACAAGAUGAUGUGGUGAUGUAAAAUAUUGCCAGGGCUGUACAGUGCAUACAAUGUGCCUGAUCCUCUGAUUAUAAUGGUAGAAAAUGAUUCAAAAGCUAGAAUCAGAUAUAACUGCCCUAUACAUAUAUUAACUACAUUAAGUCUUGCACUUGUUUUGUCUAUUGGAAACAUAACCUGCACUUAGACAAUAUCUGUGAUUCUUUAGCUCAGUUCAGCCACUCCUGCUCUACAGCUCUGUGUUCAUCUAACAGUUAAUGUGGGGCAGAUUAACAAACUGUUAUUUCAUGUAUUCACUGUUUUGCAAUUCAGUUGUGGCACAUUAAAGCUUGUCAGUACUGAUGGA
Messenger RNA from Siniperca chuatsi (mandarin fish), 3913 nucleotides. RefSeq names its product VPS18 core subunit of CORVET and HOPS complexes (gene vps18). The record is from RefSeq and is a predicted model, not a curated record. Gene Ontology annotation, cellular component: endosome; HOPS complex. Gene Ontology annotation, molecular function: protein-macromolecule adaptor activity. Gene Ontology annotation, biological process: lysosome organization; organelle fusion; endosome to lysosome transport. The coding region runs from base 350 to 3298 and encodes 982 amino acids. The transcript is spliced from 9 exons. NCBI's taxonomy places the organism in Eukaryota, Metazoa, Chordata, Actinopteri, Centrarchiformes, Sinipercidae.